AUGCCACUCGUCGUCCCCGGCCUCAUGAGCUCAGGCGGCUCCAACAAUCAGCAAGAAGACUGGAUGAAUAAGCUCGUGGGGAAGAAGCUCAGCGACAGCACUUCUGAUACGACGAGCUUCGCAAAGCAGGAUCUGCCAAAGGAGCAUCGAGUCAUUGAGCAUGGGAGUAUGGUUACGCAGGACUUCAAGCCGGAUAGGUUGAAUGUGCAUUUGGCAGAGGAUGGUACGGUCAGGCAGGUUGACUUUAAGUGA
Letharia columbiana is the source of this 252-nucleotide messenger RNA. RefSeq lists its product as uncharacterized. Bases 1 to 252 code for a protein of 83 amino acids. The record is from RefSeq and is a predicted model, not a curated record. Lineage: Eukaryota; Fungi; Ascomycota; Lecanoromycetes; Lecanorales; Parmeliaceae. The transcript has 3 exons.